AUGGCACCCUCACCGGCAGUCAUCGACGAAAGAGUCAUCGCCGACAAUCUACAGAAAACCCCGAAGCGGAAAUGGCUCAGUUACAUCUGGGACACAUUGGACAAGUCUCCCGAAGAGCGCAAGCUGCUGUUCAAGCUGGACACCGCGAUAUUGACAUUUGCUUCCCUUGGUAGGUAUUUCAUCAAGUAUCUCGAUCAAAUCAACAUCAAUAAUGCGUUUGUCUCUGGGAUGAAAGAAGACCUUAGCAUGUAUGGCAACGAGCUCAACUACAUGCAGACCUGCUGGACGGUCGGCUACGUGAUUGGCGAGAUACCCAGCAAUCUGCUCCUGACGCGUAUCCGGCCCAGAUACUGGAUUCCGGCGAUGGAGCUACUAUGGACGGUUCUAACGUUCGCAAUGGCGCGAUGCAACUCCCCGACUCAAUUCUAUGUCCUGCGCUUUUUUAUCGGCCUCGCAGAAAGCACAUUCUACCCCGGCAUGCAGUACAUCAUCGGCUCGUGGUACCGCAAAGACGAGCUCGCGAAGCGGUCAUGUAUUUUCCACACGAGUAGUGGGAUCGCGAGCAUGUUUUCUGGAUACCUGAUGGCAGGCGUGUAUCAUCUUGGUGGGAGGGGAGGGUUCAAGGGGUGGCAGUGGUUGUUUAUAAUUGACGGGGUCAUUUCGCUCCCGGUUGCGCUGAGCGGGUUCUUUAUUCUGCCUGAUGUGCCGGAGAUUUCGAACCCGUGGUAUUUGUCCAGGGAGGAAGUUUCGCUUUCACAGAAGCGAAUGCAGCUUGAAGGACGGAAGAAUAGAGGGCCUCUGACGAGGAAGAAGUUGAAGAGGAUAUUCUCGUCGUGGCAUAUCUAUCUCCUGACUCUGCUGUAUCUGUGUUUCAACAAUGGUGCUGCAGGAUCCCAGCCUAUAUUCCAACAAUACCUCAAACACUCGACCGACCCCAAAUACUCCGUCGGCCAGAUUAACGCCUACCCGACUACCACCGGGGCAGUUCAAGUCGUAACUACUCUAAUCUACGCUUGGACAUCCGACUCCAUCCUCGGCGGCAAACGCUGGCCGCCCGUCAUCUUCGGCGCUUUAAUCAACAUCAUCUCAUACACCUCUCUCGCUGUAUGGAACAUCCCCACCGGGUGGAAAUGGACCUGCUACAUCAUCGCCGGAGCAGGGCACGGCCUAAGCGGGCUUUUAAUGGCAUGGGCCCAUGAGAUCUGUGCUGAGGAUAAUGAGGAACGGGCGUUGGUGGUGGGUAGCAUGAAUGAAAUUGCGUAUGUGUUUCAGGCGUGGUUGCCGCAGGUUGUUUGGCGGCAGGUUGAGGCGCCGGAGUAUCGGAAAGGGUUUGUUACGGUGACGGUUUUGUCGGCUAUACUCAUUCUAGCGACGUUUGUGACGGUUGGGUUGGAGAACAGGGAGAGGUGA
Messenger RNA from Aspergillus novofumigatus IBT 16806, 1410 nucleotides. RefSeq names its product putative MFS transporter Liz1/Seo1. NCBI's taxonomy places the organism in Eukaryota, Fungi, Ascomycota, Eurotiomycetes, Eurotiales, Aspergillaceae. The transcript has 12 exons. The record is from RefSeq and is a predicted model, not a curated record. Bases 1 to 1410 code for a protein of 469 amino acids. Gene Ontology annotation, cellular component: membrane. Gene Ontology annotation, biological process: transmembrane transport. Gene Ontology annotation, molecular function: transmembrane transporter activity.